Podarcis raffonei (Aeolian wall lizard) is the source of this 1453-nucleotide messenger RNA. It is a transcript of the gene ALAD, whose product is annotated as aminolevulinate dehydratase. Gene Ontology annotation, biological process: heme biosynthetic process. Gene Ontology annotation, molecular function: zinc ion binding; porphobilinogen synthase activity. Gene Ontology annotation, cellular component: cytosol. The coding region runs from base 158 to 1156 and encodes 332 amino acids. The transcript is spliced from 12 exons. The record is from RefSeq and is a predicted model, not a curated record. NCBI's taxonomy places the organism in Eukaryota, Metazoa, Chordata, Lepidosauria, Squamata, Lacertidae.
CGCGCUGAGGUUUUUCUGGGGGCGGGGCUAUGCAAACGAAGUGGAUUCCCGCGAGGGCUGCCGGGAAAACAGCUGACACUGCUCCCGCGUGAGCGAGCCGCGGCAGAAGAGGCAGAGCUGUUUCCUCCCGUGGCUCAGCGGCUGGCGAGACCUCGAGAUGCAGGCCGAGUCCCUCUUGCACAGUGGCUACUUUCACCCCACCCUCCGCUUGUGGCAGGCGACGGCCGCUAGCUUCCGUGCAUCCAACCUCAUCUACCCCAUCUUUGUGACGGACAGCCCAGAUGCCCUGGAGCCCAUUGCCAGCCUGCCUGGUCAAGCCCGUUAUGGGGUCAACAGGCUGGAGGAGAUGCUGCGUCCCCUUGUGGCUGAUGGCCUGAAGUGCAUUCUGAUUUUUGGGGUCCCAAGCCGAGCCGUCAAGGACGAGCGUGGAUCUGCGGCCGAUGCCAAGGACACCCCGGUGAUCCAGGCCAUUGCCACGAUCCGUGCCUUGUUCCCAGAGCUGCUGAUCGCCUGCGACGUCUGCCUGUGCCCUUACACCUCCCAUGGGCACUGUGGCAUUCUCCGGGAAGAUGGCACCCUCCAGAACGAGACCAGCUGCCAGAGGCUGGCUGAGGUGGCUCUGGCCUAUGCCAAGGCAGGAUGCCAUAUCGUGGCCCCCUCGGACAUGAUGGACGGGCGCAUUGGCGCCAUCAAGCAGGCCUUGGUCUCCAACGAUUUGGGCAACAAGGUUUCCGUCCUGAGCUACAGCGCCAAGUUUGCUUCCUGUUUCUACGGCCCCUUCAGAGAUGCAGCCCAGUCUAAGCCUGCUUUUGGAGACCGGCGGUGUUACCAGCUCCCUCCGGGGUCGCGGGGCUUGGCCUUGCGGGCUGUGGACCGAGACGUGCGGGAGGGAGCAGACAUGCUGAUGGUCAAGCCAGGAAUGCCUUACCUUGAUCUCGUGCGGGAGGUGAAGGAAAAGCAUCCCAACCACCCGCUGGCCGUCUACCACGUCUCUGGAGAGUUUGCCAUGUUGUGGCACGGAGCGCAAGCUGGGGCCUUUGACCUGAAGGCUGUGGUGAUGGAGGCCAUGGCUGCAUUCAGAAGAGCAGGGGCUGAUAUCAUCAUCACCUACUACGUGCCUCAGCUGCUCCAGUGGCUGAAGGAAGAACAGGCCUGAGCCUUUGCUUUCCUGGGAACAAAGAUGGCCGGAAUAAGAAUCCCGGAAGUGUCUUGAAACUUGUGGAAUGGACCAUGCCGAUGGUUGGGGAGGGGGCAACUGUAGUAUCAACCCUCUCACAUGCUUUUACUCUAAGGGUGCCCAUCUACAAGAGCUGUUUCAACUGACUCCAUGGUCCCUUAGCAUUCCAGGCCUGGAGCUAGGAUUUAUUUUAAUUCUCAACCAAGACACCUUUUUAAAUAUAUACGUUUUUAUAAAAAAAAUGUUGCAAGAAAGGAAUAGUUGAACCUAAAUCAA